AUGCAAGCCGUCUUUGUGGUCGCUCUUCUGGUAUUCGUCUGUGCAGCCGUCGAGGCCAGCUACAACAAUGCCCCACAAUACAGCAAGUUUGGGUACAUGGCUGCCAAGGUGGCGGCCGGGAGCUGUCCUUAUGGCUGGUCUUUGUAUCACGGGAGCUGUUAUUAUUUCAGCCGAGACAGACUAACAUGGUGGCAAGCAGAGAUGAAAUGUGCUUCCAUGGGCGGUUUCUUGUGUAAUGUUGACGAGGCGCACGAAAACACUUACGUCAGACAUCACCUGGCCAUGUAUGGGGUCUCUCCUGGAGCUUGGAUGGGUCUGAAUGACUGUCUGUACCCUAACGCCCACAGAUGGAUCUGGGGAUUCAGCAAGAAGCGGUGUCACAAGUUUGACUGGUAUGGUAGCGAGCCCGUGUACCACAAAGCCGGCGACUGGAACUGUGGAGCCUUCUGGAAGCAUUACCACUACCACUGGCACGUGGACAGCUGUGCCCAGAGAAACUACUACGUCUGUGAGAUGAAACUGGGAAAACCUUGUAAAUGCCAAUAUUAG
Ostrea edulis (European flat oyster) is the source of this 549-nucleotide messenger RNA. RefSeq names its product perlucin-like protein. The transcript has 5 exons. The record is from RefSeq and is a predicted model, not a curated record. NCBI's taxonomy places the organism in Eukaryota, Metazoa, Mollusca, Bivalvia, Ostreida, Ostreidae. The coding region runs from base 1 to 549 and encodes 182 amino acids. Gene Ontology annotation, cellular component: external side of plasma membrane. Gene Ontology annotation, biological process: biological process involved in interspecies interaction between organisms. Gene Ontology annotation, molecular function: carbohydrate binding.